CGCUGGAGGAAUAGAAAGACAAAUGUGGAAGAGAGGCAUGGUCGCCGCCGUCGGUGCACUCCGGCGGCCAUUUACGUCGGGAGUUCGCGACGCCACCAUCAUCUCCUCCGCCAUGAACUCCAUGCUUUUCCACUCCCUUAAGGAUAACUAUAUGGAAGUGGCCAAAAUGGACAUGCCUCAUAAAGUGAGUCCUCCGUCGCUAAUAACGAUCGACGAAGCUGCUUCGAUCGCUAUCGAUAAUCGUGUUCCAGCUACCGUCAUAACUGGUUUUCUUGGCUCUGGAAAGACUACUCUCCUUAAUCAUAUUCUGACAUCCCAACAUGGCAAGCGAAUAGCUGUCAUUGAAAAUGAGUUUGGUGAGGUUGAUAUUGAUGGAUCAUUGGUUGCUAGUCAUUCUUCUGUGAGUGAAGAUAUUAUCAUGGUUAACAAUGGCUGCCUCUGCUGCACUGUGCGAGGAGAUCUAGUUAAAAUGCUGUUGGAGCUUGUUAGGAAAAAACGAGACAAUUUUGAUCAUAUUGUUAUUGAAACCACAGGUCUUGCAAAGCCAGCUCCUGUCAUUGAAACAUUUUGCAGUGAUGAGCUGGUUUCACAGUAUGUGAAACUGGAUGGAGUUGUGACUCUGGUUGACUGCAAGCAUGCCAUGAAACAUUUAAAUGAAGUGAAACCAAGAUUUGUGGUUAAUGAGGCAGUAGAGCAAGUUGCAUAUGCUGACCGUAUUAUUUUGAACAAGAUAGAUUUGGUUACUGAAUCUGAGUUAAAUAUAUUGACUAAGAAAAUUAAGCACAUCAAUGGAAUGGCACAAAUUAAGCAAGCAAAAUUUGGAUCUGUUGACAUAGACUUUGUUCUGGGUGUGGGAGGAUAUGAUCUUGAGAGGAUUGAAUCGGAGGUACAUGGAGAAUGUCCCUCUUCUACAAGCCAUCAGGAUGAUUCUGGACAUGAACACAAAGGACAUCAUCAUCACGACCAUGUGCAUGAUUCUGCUGUCUCUAGUUUCAGUAUUGUUGCAGAGGGAACUCUUGAUCUUGAUGAGGUUGACGAUUGGCUUGAAAGAGUGAUAGAGGAAAAAGGAGAGGACCUUUACAGAAUGAAGGGUGUCUUGUCAGUGGAUGGUUCUGAUCAAAGAUAUGUGUUUCAGGGGGUGCAUUCCACGUUGGAUGGAAGUCCAGGAAAAACAUGGGAACCUAACGAGAAGAGGAUAAACAAACUUGUCUUCAUUGGAAGGAAUUUGGACGAAACUGCCCUUAGAAAAGGCUUCAAAGGGUGUCUAGUAUAGAAUUAAAAACCCGUUCCCAGCCUAGUUCCGAAGCGAUUGUGGUACCAUCCGAAAAUGUGGCUCGUGCUUGAUUGGAUUGACAGACCCCACUUGUUAUGUGGUAUGAAUAUUAUCAUAUGCAUUGAUCGUGUGGGUCAAAAUAGAGU
This is a messenger RNA of Abrus precatorius (Indian licorice), 1419 nucleotides long. RefSeq names its product P-loop guanosine triphosphatase YjiA-like. Gene Ontology annotation, cellular component: cytoplasm. The coding region runs from base 23 to 1273 and encodes 416 amino acids. The record is from RefSeq and is a predicted model, not a curated record. The transcript is spliced from 11 exons. Lineage: Eukaryota; Viridiplantae; Streptophyta; Magnoliopsida; Fabales; Fabaceae.